Colletotrichum gloeosporioides is the source of this 1059-nucleotide messenger RNA. RefSeq names its product Alcohol dehydrogenase 2. Lineage: Eukaryota; Fungi; Ascomycota; Sordariomycetes; Glomerellales; Glomerellaceae. Bases 1 to 1059 code for a protein of 352 amino acids. The transcript has 3 exons. Gene Ontology annotation, molecular function: oxidoreductase activity; zinc ion binding. The record is from RefSeq and is a predicted model, not a curated record.
AUGGACGAAGACGACGAGCUACCUACGGUGCAGAAGGCCGCUGUCAUUCGAAACCCAGGGCCGAACGCCACUAUUGUGGUACAGCACAACGUGCACGUCGGGACUCCCGGGCCUCAUGAGGUUCUCGUUCGCAUCAGUGCCACAGGCGUCUGCGGAUCGGAGACUCGAGCUUUCCGGGGUUGGGGUGUUUACGACCCCAUUGUAGGCCAUGAGGGCGUUGGGAGAAUCGUCAAACUGGGCCCCGGUGUUUCUGAAGAUUUGCUUGGCCAAAAGGUCGGGGUGAAAUGGCUUUACAGUGCCUGUGGAACCUGCUCCGUCUGUGUCCGCGGACACCAGAAUAAUUGCCCGAAGCAGCGCAACACCGGCAAACAUCGCCCCGGAACGCUUCAGCAAUAUGUCGUGGCUGAUUCAAGAUAUGUCACGAAAAUUCCCGACGGUUUGCCUGAUGCUGAAGUUGCACCUUUGCUGUGUGCUGGUCUGACCAUGAUGGGCGCGGUUUCAAAACUGGAAGGAGACCUUUCUCCUGGCGAUUGGGUCGUUAUCCAAGGGGCUGCUGGAGGUCUGGGCCAUCUUGGUGUGCAAAUUGCCUCGCGAAUGAGAGGUUACCGAGUGAUAGCAGUCGACUCUAGUGGCCACGAUCAAUUUUGCCGAGACAACGGAGCCGAAGCGUUCAUCGACUACACGAGGGAAGAGGUUGACAAGAAGGUCAUGGAGUUGACAGGGGAGGGAUCUCACGCCGUCCUCGUGGUGCCUGAGUCGGAAGACGCUUACAUCAUGGCGCCCAAGCUGGUCAGGUCCAUGGGAACAAUUGUAUGCGUCGGUUUGCCUCGCAACGAUUUCGAUAUUCCCAUACCAGUCACCUUAUGUGCUCUCAAAGCUCUCAAUGUCAAAGGCGCCAUGGUCGGCACCGAGAAGGAAAUGUCUGAGCUAUUGAGGGAGGCUGCCAAAGGUCGCAUUCGAGCAUCCGUCGAAUACUUUCAUAUUAAUGACACGGAGGAAAUUGUAGGACAAUUGAUGAAUCAGGAGAUGUAUGGGAGAGCUGUUAUCACUGGUAUUUGA